Molecule: messenger RNA, 6099 nt
Organism: Amoebophrya sp. A120
Lineage: Eukaryota; Dinophyceae; Syndiniales; Amoebophryaceae
Source: the annotation of a GenBank genome assembly
CGUCAACGUCUGCUACAGCGCAACUCGAAGUCGGUACUUCCUCGAACAGCAGCUUUGCAUGUGUCAAGCGAAAUUUAGAAAGCUCCGUCGGUACGUGCAACCUCCAGAAAUUUCGUUCGGUCCGUGAAACUCGAAUAAAAAGAAAGUCCAAAAAAAUUUCGGUGGUCCUUCGUGCAGAGAUCUGUAUAGAUUUUCGUUUCAUCGUACAACCUGUUGCCCAACUCGUACUUCGUGCUACGUACGCCUUACCUGCUAUUGAGCAGCAUUUUGGAGUAGAUUAAAAACCGUUUGUCUUCUUGCCUUAAUACUUCACAGGACCUCAUUUCACAUUUUCACCCAAUAAUUUUUUCGUACAUUACAUUAGUUCCACAUCUUCAUGCGAUUCGAUUUGAUCCAGGGGGGCGCUCCCCCCUUCUUUGCAAGACCAUUGCUUUACCCUAAUCGGUGAGGUUAUCUCAACAGACAUGACCAAGCUUUUACAUUACUCUGCUCUACUAUUCUAAUUCAUUUCUCAUUCGUGCCUUAAUGCACAGUUUGUUUCCCAUUCUGAAGAUGACGGAUCCUGCAACCACCGCAAGUACCACCGCCGCACCGGCGCAGAAUCAAGACACAACCACCACAAAUAAGCCACGGAUGGACCGCGGUUUCACGACGAUGCGGAUGAAUUCGAUCGUGUCUGUCCUUCGCCUGGCCGCGCCAAGAUUCGGGUCCUCGCAGGCGAGCACGUACCAGGUGACUCCACCGAAUGGAGGUCAUCAACAUGGAAAUAAGAAGACGAAAGUGAGGAAAGGAGGCACACAUCACGGGCAGCCGCAUGGAUCAUCCAAGAAGGGACAUCAAGAAGAAUCCUCAGCCAACCCGAUCGCUUGUGCGUACAAUCUCGUCGCCAAAUUUUUCUCACUCUUUUAUCUUCCUUCCGGCGGCCACGCGGAGGUGGUGGAUGAGGAAGACGGGAUGAAUCAACCCUGGUAUCAAUGCGACGAGCAAAGUCUGGUGUACAAGCAGGCGGACACGUUGGAGUUGAGUUUCAGCCAGGCCAGCUACCCGUCGCUGUUACUCGAUUUGCUGCUCGCGAUCGCGUUCGGGUUUCUGCUCGGGGGGGUUUGGUCUGGGUAUUUGUUUGUAUCAACCAGUGUGCACUACAUCAUCGACGACUUCAUUUACGGGUACUUGGACACGAGAAACUCUUUCGUCUACUACCUCCACUGGGUGUUCUUAUCGACCCUCUCCACCGGCAUCGCAGUGUUCACGACCUACCGGUACUUGCCGCAUUGUAUCGGCGACGGCGUGACGCAACUCUACGUCUCGCUGGCGAUAAAAUGCAGCGUCCCGAUGCACGUGGUGCUGUACCGGACGUUGCUUUGCCCUCUCUUCAUCGCCCUGGGUUCCCCACUAGAUCUCGAGUCCCCCUUCCGCCAAGUUUCUGCCGCGUUGGGCUGCGCCGCGGUGCGGUUUCAACGGAAGUUUUUCGGAAAGCCGUUUUCCCGGGACGGGUACCCCGUGUGGGCGAUCACGGGCAACGCGAGUUCCGUCGGGUGCGUGCUCGGGUCACCUCUGGCCGGCUGUGUGUUCGCGAUCGAGCAGAUGCUGAACUUGCGGUCCGUCGCUUCUUAUGGAAUGCAAAUAUGUCUGGGUCUGGAAGGAUGCGAACUUGUGAUGCGCAUUUCACAACACACGCAAGUCUCUCAUGCAGAGGCAGCAAAAGAUGCCCACUUCCUGUCACCAAAAUGGGGGAUUUGUCAUGCGGAUUAGGCAAUGCGGAAGCUUCUCGAAAUCUGUGAUGCUAGGGCUUCCAUGACAGACAUUCUGUGUCAUGCAAAAACAGCAUGACAAAAAUCUGCACUCUUCCAGACCCAGACAUUUUUGCAUUUGAUAUUUCUGCGUUUCUGCUGGUCGGGUGCUGCGCGAUCUGCGGAAGUUACGCCACCGAGAAGGUGACGGAUUAUCUGCACCGGGAAGUGCGCGAACAUUUCAGUCGGGACUGGAACUACCACACGAUCCAAGUCGAUGGGGAGUACACGUUAGUGGCGUUAUUCCUCGCCCUGGGCAUGGGGUUCAUGACGGCUUUCGUGGGUGGGUUUUUCACCAUCGGAGUGGAGAAACUCCAAUCCUUUUUCGCCGAAGCGGAGAUUCUGCAGGACCAACCGCUCCGACGGCAGUUGAUCGGCUUCCCAGUAGGGUUUCUCACAGGUUUACUCGGCGCGAUUUGCUACCACGUCGCCGACGUGCGAAGCGGGUGGAUGCCGGGGUAUGAUACGAUGGAGCAGAUCGCGACGCGGUACAGUUGCAACGAGCUGAAGGCAUUAAGCAACACCGAUUUGAACAAAGUCGCCUACAACAUCCGAACAACGGGGCAAGCGGUAACUGAUGAAGACAACUGUAUGGAAUUAGCGGAUUACGUCACUAUUUUCCUCACGAAGUUCCUUGCCUGCAUGCUGCUCUGCGCCAUCGAAGCGCCCGGCGGGAUGCUAAUACCGAGUUUGGUGUUGGGGUCGAGCUUCGGGGGCGUGACAAAAUCGAUUUUGGCGGAGAUAUUUCCGAGUGAUGUGGGGAUGUUUCGGAUCUGCGGGUUUCUGGGCAUGACGGGCAUUUUCGCGUCGAUCAUACGAGCGCCAGUGACCGGGCUGAUGCUGAUUUACUUUCUCUACGGUUCGGCAAGGGCCGGGUUUGUGGUCACGAUUACCAGUCCACUGUUGCUUUGCGGUAUAGUUUGUUGGUUUUUUUACUUCAUUUUGUACGGAAAAAUUUUAGAUCGAGCUUGAGUUUCUGAUGCAAAUAGUUCCAUGCGUGGGUGAGUUCCUGGGUGGUGUGUCUUAUAGGCAAAACGAAAACAAGUGCAAAAAUAUGAAAUCAUUGAAGUCCUCGACGAAUUCUACCAAAAAAACAGCCAUGACCUCCGCCGUGAUCUCCUUUUUCAUCCGCCCGGACGAGUGGCAUUUCGAGCUGUUGUUGAAAGCCGGCGUGCGGAUGGAAACGCUCUGGAAGAAGGGCGCGCACGCGCUCAUCGAGGUAAAGCACAUUCUCGAGGACAGCUGGCGCUGGAGCUACAUUCUGCAAGAAUCCAAGCAGUGGGAAAUGGAGUUGCAACACGAAGCGCUGCUGAAGUUGUUUGAACUCGUGAAGGACCCGGAAAGAACCCGGGAUUUACAAGACCACUUGGUCAACGGCGGCGGCGAGGCGGUGAUCGGAAAUGCCACAACGUCUGGGAGGGUGCUGUCCAAUUCCUUUUUCAACCAAGAAGUGUCGAACGCGCAGUCGAACGGGUCGGCGGCAUUAACAUUACCCCCACAAUCGUCCAACGGGCUGCACCAUCAUGGAUCUUCGUUACUGUCCAACGGAGGCAACAGCAGCUCAGUGAACGGCACAUCUACUUCCCCCUUCCGGAGAGGGGCGUCGGGUGAAGAGAUGAAGGAAACGAUGUCGCACAUGAUCUCGCAGCUGUCGCCCAUCGGCGGGGGAUCCAGCGCGCGUCUCCACGAUAGCAACUUCUCGGUGACCCCACUCGGGUACGCUUUGGUCUACUGCAACGAGUCGGCGGUUCAUUUAUUACUGUACAAGAAGGCGGACGCGUGCACUUUGUCCGGCGGGAAAUCACCCUUGGAAAUCGCAACCUCGAACCUACUCGUCGACAGCACCAGUCGGCUGAUCGCGUAUGGGGCGCAGGCGGAGUCGUUGAUAUCAUUGCUUACCGUAGCGUCGCAUUUGGCGGCUGACGUUUCGUUUUUGGAUUCGCAGAGCCGGGUGAAGGCGGUGUUAGAGGAGAAAAUGCCGGACAGUUUCGAAGAAACAACUACAACAGCCGAGGAAGAGGAUGAAGUAGAGCAGCCCGCGGACCAAGUCAUCAUGAACAUUUUACUCACCAGUUGCAGCCCGGAAUUUUUAGAAGAAACUAGACAAACCCUCGACGACCCGAAGAAGCUCGCGGAAGUUUUGGAGGAUCCGUCUUACGCGAACGGAAGUUCUUUACUUUCGCCAAAAGGGCAAGGUGCAGCUGCAGCAGGAGCAGCAGCUAACCCAGCUGCUCUAUCAGCUUCGAACAAUAGCAGCACGGAUAACAGUAGUCAAGCAACGCCCUUGGAAUUGCGACGGGAGGCGGCGAUAAGUCUGCUGAAGACUCUGAUUGACGCGAUUUUGGUCGCAGUGGAGGAGAAGAAGAACGUUAGACCGGUGAAAAUAAUAACAGGAUUGCGUUCAUCUGUGGACGUCGACAGCAGUAAUGCUCCUACGCCUGCGAUAAUAAAGGCGUCGAACUCCGAUUUCAAUUUCAUCAAAAACCCAUCCUCACCAUUAGCGAAGCGAACGGACAGCAAGGGGAACACGUAUGACAUCAGACUCUUCACGAAGGCCAUCGUGACGAAAGACCGGCAAGCCAACACGAAGUCGAUAAAAUCCGAAUAUCAGUGCGAGGACGAGGAUGUGCUCGCAACGAGCAGCGUCGAUAUCGAGAAGAUUUUGCAGGCAAACCUACCGGCUGGAAAAUCCUUCGAUUCCGUCUGGUCGCAAUUGGCGGCGGCGAGGGAGGUGGGAGUGGCGGUAUUAAAAACAGACGAAAAUGGGGUCGAAGUGGUAAACGCAGUAGAGGAGAGCAAGGAGGAACAAGAACAACCUGGUGUAGAGCAAGAAACCUCCCAAGUGCAACAACUACAAGCUACCACGACGGCCGCUGAAGGAGACGGCAAGAUUUUUACCCAGCUGGAGAAGCUGCAAAAACAGAUGGAGAACGGUCUGUGCGGUUUACGGUACUACCAGUCAAUAGUACACGUGGUCGCACCUACUAUGGACGAUAACACGAGCAACGCCAGAACAAGGGACGGCAGCGACAGCAAGGAAGCGGUUGGAACAACAACUACGAGGAUAUUAGGUGAAGAAGGGCCACCAGAGGAUGCGAAUAAAAAUCCUGCGGAAGGUGAAGGACGAACAACAGCACCUGACCACACCUCUCAACCCCCCGAGGACCAACUGCUUACAAGACAGCGCAGCGGGAACUCCAACUCUCGCACUGCGUCGAAACAACAAGCGGUACUAGAGAAAAAAUUAUGUCGCGUCGUGAGAUCGGCGAGGCUCGUGAUGCGCGGGAGAGCCGUCCGAGACGGCACGAAGAUGCUGGUGCAGGAAAGACGCGCGUGGGAUCCCCCCGCGGCGGGCUCCAGCGCGCGGAGACCAGGGGCACGGGCCAGAUUACCGGAGAUAUCCAUAGUCCAUCCCAACAUGACGGACGCGGAUGUGUUCCAUCUACUGCUCCAACGGAUCGGCCUCGGCCACUUCUCCGCGGAAAGGCUGCACGAGUGCUUUCCGGGUCCGUGGCGAAUGGAAUCGAUCCGAGAGUUUUACCCGGUGGAUGAUUCCUUCCCGGGCCUCGGCGGUUUCAUCCGCCAAUGCGACCAGUGGGUUAUAGACAUCGGCUACAUGCGACAAGCAACGGCGCUGCCAGUGUUGAGAAAUCAUUUCGCAGAAACCUUGAGCACAGCGAGGGAGUUGUUGCUGGCGCAGAAGGAGAACGCGGCUGCGGCGGCAGCCGCUAGUGGAGCUGCACCAGCUGCGAGCACACCAGCGUCAUCAGCAGCUGCCGGCGCUGCAACACCUGCAAGUAGUGCCACUGGGGUUUCCCCAACCGGUAUCAAAACAACGACAUUCAGCGUCUUCCGCGACCGGGACGACAUUUCGAAUUUCGCUCUGGGCCUACCGGUGUUGGAACCAUUCCUAGCGGAUGGAUUUGUGUUCCAAUGGCGCCACGAACCGACCGGAGCGGCGGCGAGGAAAGGGUCGUGAGUUGUCCCUUCUUUUAUGACAAUUAAUAUGCUCACACACUAAUUAAGCCAAAUUAGAACGAGAUCGACUUCCCCAUCACCAAUUUCCAACCCAACCUUUUUUUUCGAGAAGAUCAUUUUCAGAAGGAGCGACUCUAGAGUUCGUAUUUCAGAACAUUGGUAGCCUAUGUUACCUCAUAUUUUCCAACGUAUCUUCAGAGUCUCUUACUUCAUUUAGAUUUAACCCGAACUGUAUUUGAGAGGUUUUUAUCACAGUUCUGUAUUCCCCCGACGGAUUGUUGAAAUGGAUUCGUAACUACAAGUUUCUGCACUGAUAGAAAGUUCUCUGGAU